UAAGAUGUUUGACUCCAUAUGACAAUGUUCAAUCUAAGCUUGUUCGCCUAUGUCCGAAAGAAAUUAUUGUUGCAAUUAACAAACCGAAUCCUAAUGCGAAUAGCCUUUAUCAAAUUAAUUAUAAGACUGUCCGUAAGAAAGUCUAUAUAAAAGAAGAAAAUUCUAAUGAUUGGAGACCGAUAAUUAGUUAUGGAAUGAAAGAUGUCAGAUCUUCAAGGAUAAUUUCUAUAGAUAACAAAGGGACGAUUUAUUUAGUUGAUUCGCGUGAUAGUGAAUUCUCUGCCAUAUAUAAAUUAAACACGUGCGAUAAAGAACUGAGGGAAGUUGCAAGGCCACCAAAUCAAAAAGCAGAUAUUAAUAAAAUUCUUCUUCAUCCAAAAACCAAAAGGCCUAUCGCAUAUUCUGUCACUUAUCUUAAAGAUAAAUGGUAUCACAUUGAUGAAAAAAUAUUUUAUGACUUGGAUUUUUUAAGAAAAUUUAAUGACGGUGAACUCGACAUACUUUCUCAAUCUUUGGAUAAUAAAAUUUGGACCGUAGCUUUUGAAAGUGGAAAUCAACCUCCAAAGCACUACCUUUAUAAUCGCGACAAUAGAUCUAUUUAUCAUUUAUUUGAUGCUUACCCGAAAUUAGAAAAAUAUACAUUAGCCCAAGUUUUCCCUUUAGUAAUUAGAUCCAGGGAUAAUCUAGAUUUAGUCUGUUAUCUUACACUUCCAGCCGGAAAAUAUGACCCUUCAACAGAAUGCAAACCAAAAAAACCUUUGCCAUUAAUUUUACAUGUUCAUGGUGGUCCUUGGAAUCGUGAUUACUAUGGUUUCAAAGCCGAUUCUCAAUUUUUUGCAAAUCGUGGUUAUGCUGUAUUAAAUGUAAAUUACCGUUCUUCCGUUGGCCUAGGCAAAUCUUUAAUUCAUGCUGGUGUUGGUCAAUGGGGAAAACAAAUGAACGAUGAUUUAAUUGAUGUAGCAAAAUGGGCAAUUUCUGAAAAAAUUGCUAUAGAAAAAAAAAUUGCAAUUUAUGGUGGAAGUUACGGUGGAUUUGCUUCAUUAGCUGCGCUUGCUCUUACAAAUAAAAAUAAUGAAAAUGAAAAGUUUGCAUUCGCUUGUGGAGUUGAAUUUUCCGGUCCUUUUGAUCUUGGUAAUAAAGUACUUGCUUAUAGUAAAAAUAAUUCAUAUUCUGUAUUAAAAAUAAACUAUCCAAUUAGAACUAUCCCUUCGUAUUGGAAACCAUCUUAUGAUGAAUUCGUAUACCGUCUAGGUGGCGAUCCUAAUACUGUGGAAGGAUUGAAACAUUUACAAUCUUGUAGUCCAUCAAAUUUUGCUGGCAAUAUUAAUAAACCUUUGUUAAUCGCCCAAGGUAAAAAUGACCCACGUGUGAAAUACGAUGAAAA
Dentiscutata heterogama is the source of this 1384-nucleotide messenger RNA. Lineage: Eukaryota; Fungi; Glomeromycota; Glomeromycetes; Diversisporales; Gigasporaceae. The record is from the annotation of a GenBank genome assembly.